Messenger RNA from Cuculus canorus (common cuckoo), 8185 nucleotides. It is a transcript of the gene TBK1, whose product is annotated as TANK binding kinase 1. Gene Ontology annotation, cellular component: cytoplasm. Gene Ontology annotation, molecular function: ATP binding; protein serine/threonine kinase activity. The coding region runs from base 5131 to 7392 and encodes 753 amino acids. Gene Ontology annotation, biological process: peptidyl-serine phosphorylation. NCBI's taxonomy places the organism in Eukaryota, Metazoa, Chordata, Aves, Cuculiformes, Cuculidae. The record is from RefSeq and is a predicted model, not a curated record. The transcript has 20 exons.
CGAAGGGUGUGUUUGUGUAAAGCUUUCCUCGGACGAUGGAAUUGCCUUUGUGGUUGUAGAGGUUGAUGAACUUUCACCUAAGGAAGGGUGGCCUGAUGUGGGGAUAAACUCCGUUCCUGUCCCUUCCAUACCCUAAGUUUGAGAAUGUGGCAUUGGCUGAGUGGUCUGGGUGACCUGUGGCCUCGGCUGAGUCACUUGGGUGAGCCUGUGGCCCUUCAUAGCCUCCCAGGAGCUGCCAUCCCUGAUAAAGGACAGGUCCUCAUCUCCCAUUACGGGCUAAAACCACUGAGAGGAUGGUGGUGGUGGAGCCAGAAUUGCUGAUUGCUUUGCCAGCCUUUGUACAGGUUCAGCAGCACCUUGUGUAGCACAGGGCAAAGUAUUUUGACAAUUCAGGUAGCAGCUGUUGGAUUGGAAACCUCCAGAAGUGAAGAAAGCAGGGGUAGGAAGUGAGAACUAGAAAUACUGAGAGCAGUGGCGAUGAUGGAGCCGGUUUGCUGUUUGUUUUGUGGCCUUUGCAUGGGUUCAAGCAGCACCUUCUGUGGUGCAGGGCAAGGUAUUUCAAUUUCAGUUUCACUAUUUCAGAUAGUGACUGUUGGAUUCGCAAUGUCCGGAAGGUGGUUAGAUGAAGAAAUCAGAAGUAGGAAGUAGGAACUUCUUUUCUAGGCAUUAAGAGGAAGCAUGCAGGAAACUAUAAAACCUUCGUGGGUGAAGAGGUUUUGGUUUCGUAUGGCAGCAGUGGUGAGGGCUCGCUCAGCAGCUCAUAGGCAAGGCAUCCUGUCAACAUCACUGCUGUCAUUGAAAGUGGGACGGGAAAUAAGCCAAGCGAAGGGUGUGUUUGUGUAAAGCUUUCCUGAGGUAGUGGUAUCGCCUUUGUGGUUGUAGAAGUUGAUAAACUUUCAUCUGAGGAAGGGUGUCCUGAUGUGGAGAGGAGCUCUCUUCCUGUCCCCUCUGUACACCAACUGUCCAAAUGUGGCACUGGUAGAGUGGCUUGGGUGACCUGUGGACUUGGCUGAGUCACUUGGGUGAGGCUCUGGCCCUCCAUAGCCUCCCAGGGAGCUGCCAUCCCUGACAAAGAACAGGUCCUCAUCUCCCGUUAUGGACUAGAUACACUGAGAGCAUGGUGGUGAUGGAGCCACACUUGUUGUUUGCUUUGCCAGCCUUUGUAUGGCUCCAAGCAAGCACCUUCUGUAGUGCAGGGCACAGUAUUUCAAUAAUUCAGGUCAUGCCUUUUGGGUUGAAAACCUCCAGAAGGUGGUUAGGUGAAGAAAGCAGGAGUAGGAAGUAGGAACUAGAAACACUGAGAGCAGUGGUAACGAUGGAGCCAGGUUUGCUCUUUGUUUUGCUGGCCUUUGAGAACGUGUGCUGUUUCACGUGGGUUCAAGCAGCACAGUCUGUAGCACAGGGCAAGAUAUUUCGAUAAUUCAGAUUGUGGCUGUUGGAUUAGAAACCUCCAGAGGGUAUUUAGGUGAAAAAAGCAGGGGUUGGAAGUAGGCACUAGAAACAUUCAGCAAAGUUGUGAUGAUGGAACCAGCCUUGCUGUUUGUUUUGCUGGUCUUUGGGAGCCUGUGCUGCUUCGUACAGGUUACAGCAGCACCUUCUGUAUUGCAAGGCACGGUAUUUCAAUAAUUCAGAUCAUGCCUUUUGGGUUGGAAACCUCCAGAAGGUGGUUGGGUGAAGAAAGCAGGGGUAGGAAGUAGGAACUUCUUUUCUAGGUAUUAAGAGGAAGCAUAUAGUAAAGCAUAAAACCUUCAUGGGCAAGGAGGUUUCUGUUUCAUGUGGCAGCAGUGAUGGGUCUCUCUCCUUGUUCCAGGCAUGAUGCCUUUUGUCUUUGGGAACGUGGGCAGUGCACAGGUGAUGUCCAGUCAACAUUGCUCUUGUCAUUGGAAGAGGAGGGGGGAAGGGACAGCCAAAUGAAGUGCAUGUUUGUGUAAAGCUUUCCGCAGGUAGUGGUAUCACCUUUGUGGUUGUAGAAGUUGUUAAACUUUCACCUAAGGAAGGGUGUCUUGCUGUGGGGAUGAGCUCUGUUCCUGUCCCCUCCAUACCUCACACUUCUGAAUGUGGCCCUGGCCAAGUGGCUUUGGUAAGCCUAUGGCCCUCCAAAGCUUCCCAGGAGCUGCCAUCCCUGACUAAGGCUGAGUCUUCUUCCCCCAUUAUGGAGUAAAAACACUGAGAGCAGUGGUGAUGAUGGAGCCAGGCUUGCCCUUUGUUUUACCAGCUUUUGGGAGUGUGUGCUUCUUCAUAUGGGUUCAAGCAGCACCUUCUGUGGUGCAGGGCAAGGUAUUGAUAAUUCAGAUUGUGGCUGUUGGAUUAGAAACCUCCAGAAGGUGGUUAGGUAAGGAAAUCUGAGGUAGAAUAACAGGAACUUCAAGGGUAGGAACUUACUUUCUGGCAUUAAAAGGGAACAUGCAGGAAAGUAGAAAACCUUCACAUUUUCCAAUCUGCUUAAUGCUAACAUAACACGUAUUUGGAACCUCAGGACUGUGCCUGUCAGCUUGGGUGGCACGUAGGAUCUUGCUCGUGGACUGAAAGAGCCUUUGCUUUAAGUACAUCACCUGUCCCUGCUUGCCUCGUGAAUUUGUGCAUUGCAGCUGUUAACAGAGGAAAUACCUGCUUUGUGUGCUUAUUUUGUGUGCCUGAGGUAACAGGAACUUCUUCAUAUUAAUUAGAAGCAGACAGUGGUCCUGCUUCAAAGCACUGGGAGCUUAAAAAAAAAAAUUAUGUUUGCAGCACAGUCUUUCUAUCACAAUCCCCUCUGCUGAUAAAUAAAGAAGUGGUAGCAUCGCCAGCAGAAAUAUAUAUUUAAAAAAAACCCCAAAGCAGCUCUCAAACCUUCGAAAUGCUAUUGAGUCGUGUGGGACAAUAAAUCAAACUGCUGGUAGAAGAGAUUCCUUAAGAUAUAUGUGAGGAACUCCUGGCUCGUAUGUAUCUGACAUAAUGACCAUAAGUGAGAUGUGAAGAAAUAGAAAGUUCGGUAUUAAAUCUAGUGAUAGGACCUAUCUUACAGUUAGAGUUGUUGGUUUUUUGUUAAUAUGAAACUCUUAGUGACUGAUUUAGGAAAAUAAUGGAAGACAUGAAAAGAAAACUUGACAGAUGCUGUGUUUAGCAAAGACCAGUUCUGAAUGAGUCUAAGAAAGGCAGAGUAUUAAAGGAUGUCUUAUGUGUUAAAUAAGUUGUUGAAUCAAAUGACAAUAAAAUUUGAAGAUUAAAAUCAAAGCUGAAUGUGGUUUUAUGCCAUUAAAGGGAAGACUCUGUGAAGAGUGUAGCUACUGCUAUUAUUAUCAUCAUCAUCAUUAUUAAAAUACUAUUUUGACAAAAAAGCGUAAUAGCGAAAACUCUGUUGUUUUGGCGCUGGUUAUGUACCUAGGAUUAAUACUAGCAUAGUUAUGUCUGUAGUUUCACAAGUUGAAAACCCAGACCUUGAGAACCUAUUAGUGACUUGCUGUUUUUUUUUUUUUAAAUCCACUGGAUUAUAUUCUAGCUCAUCUCUUACAAUUUGUUUUGUUUUGUUUUGUUUUGACCCAUUAACCUUCCUGCAAAUUUAAUUAGAAAGUAAGAAGGUAAAGGAAGAGAGCUGGUUUCAUACAUAAGCUAUCUCAUCUUUGUCACUUUGGACAAUAGUUCAGUCUCUAAUAGGCUGCUAAAAUUUUCAGCAGUCGAGUAGACAUCAGUGAAGAAACUGUGUUUACUUGAGCCUUCUGUGUGCUUUCUGUCUGCUUAAAUUCGAUUCGUCUUCAUCAUGGUAUGGGUCUAAUGGAGGUUGCUUUGGAAUAAAUGACAAAAUUCUUAUUUACUGCUCAUGUGCCAGCUGGCUUGUUACAAGCAGGAUUUUAAUGAUGAGGAAAGUUUAAUUUAGAGAUUUUUUAAAUGGUUUACAGAGUGGGCUAUGCAUUAUUUCCUUGCAGACCUCUUCCUUACCUUAUGUGUCUGCAUCACAGAUAGCUCUUUGGUAUCUACAGUAGUUGCCAUCAGGGAGAAGUCAUCUUACUAUUGCAAAUUGUAUUGUCCAAAUUAACUGAGAAUUGUAAAGAUUUGGGGUGCGAUGUUGGGUUUUUUCAGCUCAGAUUUGAGAUAAAGCAUUUCUUCUCUUUUCUAGCCAUUAAGAACUUUGUCUAGAUUUUAAACAUGGUGUUGCUGCAUGACUGAAUUUAGUGUAGAGUCACAUUGGGUUUCUGCGUCGUGUCAUUGCAUUCUGUGCGCUGUGUGUGCCUGGAUAUUUUGCGGGAGCUUUGCAAGAAAUUCCACAUCUUACCUGAGCGAACAGCUAAACAAAAGUAUAAAAUUCACAGUCACUGCACAUAGAGAAAUGUGUUCAAAGCAAUGAGAAAAUUUCUGUCUCUUUGCGGUAUGGUGUGGGUACGAUUGGGAGCAGCGCAAAGCCGGCUGGCGUGAAGCCAGGAGACUCUGGUGGUGUCAUCUUGUGUGCUGAGGAGCUUUAAACUGCGGUUUGUUCUCGUGAUAAACAUGCACAGGAAAUUCUGUCAUACAUCUUCCAGUAGUUACAGGAAAGGCUUUUUUUGUUUCUUUUGAGUAUCAGCUAUUCCUUAUCAAUUAACACAAGCUGAUACAGGGUCUUCUGUCAAGCUGUGCGGAAAGGCUGUUGAGAGAGGACCUUCCCAUUAGUCCAGCUGCCAUUUUGCUCUUCUUUUCUUUAGAUCCAUGAAGAUCUUUGAUCUUGAGACCUUUCUCUACAUUUAAUGGCAAAAUCAGUUCUUUGAAUCUAAAAGGAUGCUGCUGCUGCUGCUGCUCUCCAGUUCUAAUUGUAUUUUUUAUAAUUUUAGUUUAAUGUAAUCAAACUUCUUUUUCUUUUGAAUCUAUGAAGAACUGAGUAUCUGAGAGUUUAUAUUUCAGGAGGGGUGGGGAAACUAAACUGUCUCUCUAGAAAUGGUGUGACAUACGAAAUGUGAAAUUUUAGAAAUUACAGAAAUGUUCCUUGAUUUCUUCCAGUAGUAAUUGGUGGUUGUAGCAAGUAGCUGAAAAUACUUGUGUUAAUUUUGACUUUUAUGUAGCUCAUGUAAAACCAGCUUUUUUUUGUAAGUAGUUCAGUGUAUUUACAGUUGUAAUGAAGAGCAAAUUCCAGAGUUAAAGUUAUCUAAAAGGUGAAAAAGAAAGCUGUCUAAUCAAAGAGCAAAGAUGCAGAGCACUCCGAAUUACCUCUGGCUCUUGUCUGACAUUCUAGGACAGGGAGCUACUGCCAAUGUGUUCAGGGGACGACAUAAGAAAACUGGGGAUUUAUAUGCCGUCAAAGUAUUUAACAGUAUAAGUUUCCUUCGUCCUGUGGAUGUUCAGAUGCGCGAGUUUGAAGUAUUGAAGAAACUAAAUCAUAAGAACAUUGUCAAAUUGUUUGCUAUUGAAGAAGAGACAACGACUAGACACAAAGUACUAGUUAUGGAAUUUUGUCCGUGUGGGAGUUUAUAUACAGUUUUAGAGGAGCCGUCUAAUGCCUUUGGUUUGCCAGAGUCUGAGUUCUUAAUUGUUUUGAGAGAUGUGGUUGCUGGGAUGAAUCAUCUCCGGGAGAACGGAAUAGUGCACCGUGACAUCAAACCAGGCAAUAUAAUGCGUGUUAUCGGUGAAGAUGGUCAGUCUGUUUACAAGCUUACAGACUUUGGUGCUGCAAGAGAACUCGAAGAUGAUGAACAAUUUGUUUCUCUCUAUGGCACAGAAGAGUAUUUACAUCCUGAUAUGUACGAGCGAGCAGUUUUGAGGAAAGAACAUCAGAAAAAGUAUGGAGCAACAGUUGAUCUCUGGAGCAUAGGGGUGACUUUUUACCAUGCUGCAACAGGGAGUUUGCCUUUCCGACCUUUUGAAGGACCUCGUAGAAACAAGGAAGUGAUGUAUAAAAUAAUCACUGGAAAGCCUUCUGGUGCUAUCUCUGGAAUACAGAAAGCAGAAAAUGGACCAAUUGAGUGGAGUCGGGAGAUGCCUGUAUCUUGUAGUCUUUCAAAGGGUCUGCAAGUACUGCUCACACCCGUCCUCGCAAAUAUUCUUGAAGCGGACCAGGAAAAAUGCUGGGGAUUUGACCAGUUCUUUGCAGAGACGAGUGACAUACUGCACCGAAUAAUAAUCCACAUCUUUUCAUUACAGCAGAUGACCUUGCAUAAAGUUUAUAUUCAUAGCUAUAACACAGCUGCUAUAUUUCAUGAUUUGGUCUACAAACAGACGAAAAUACCAUCUCAGAAUCAAGAACUGAUAUAUGAAGGUCGGCGUUUAAUACUAGAGCCUGGCAGAUUGGCACAGCACUUCCCCAGAACAACUGAGGAGAAUCCUAUCUUUGUAGUAAGCAGGGAGGCUGUGAACGUCGUCGGAUUGAUCUAUGAAGAAGUUUUACUUCCUAAAGUACAUCAACGUUACGAUUUGGAUGCAGAUGCCAGUAUGGCUAAAGCAGUAACAGGUAUUGUAUGUUAUGCCUGUAGAGUUGCCAGUUCUUUGCUGCUUUACCAGGAGCUGAUGCGAAAAGGAAUACGAUGGCUAAUUGAAAUAAUCAAGGAUGAUUACAAUGAAACGGUACAUAAAAAGACGGAGGUUGUCAUCAGGCUGGAUUUCUGCAGCAGAAACAUUGAUAAAGCUGAGAAAAUAUAUGAGAAUUUGAUGCAGAUCAACUUGGAAGCAUCAGAAGUAGAUGAAAUUUCAGAGAUACACACAAAACUGUUGCGUCUCUCCAGCUCUCAAGGCACAAUAGAAACUAGUCUUCAAGAUAUCAAAAACAAACUUUCUCCUGGUGGUUUACUGGCUGACACCUGGGCAAAUCAGGAAGGCAUGCAUCCAAAAGACAGAAAUCCAGAAAGGCUGCAGGCGCUGCUAUGUUCCAUCACAGAUAUUUAUUACCAGUUCAAAAAAGACAAAGCAGAACGAAGGCUUCCUUAUAAUGAAGAACAAAUUCACAAGUUUGACAAGCAGAAGCUGUAUUUGCACGCUACAAAAGCCAUAGCGCUAUUCAAAGAUGAAUGCGUCAGCAAGUAUGAUACGUUUUUGGACAAGGCUGAGGACUGGACAAGGCAAGCUAUUGAUUUCUUUAAUAGUUGGCAAUGUUCACUGCCCCGCUUUUAUAGAAGGAAGCUCUUAAAAGAAAACUGUUUUUCUUUUAGGAAGAUGCUUCACACAAGGAAGCAGUUACUGGCUCUCACCAACCAGUGUUUUGAUAUUGAAGAAGAGAUAUCCAAAUACCAGGAUUAUAUAAAUGAGUUGCAAGACACUCUGCCGCAGAAAAUAUUUGCAGCUUCGAGUGGGAUGAAACAUACAAUGAAUACAGUCUAUCCAAGCUCAAACACAUUGGUGGAAAUGACUCUUGGUAUGAAGAAACUCAAGGAGGAAAUGGAAGGCGUUGUUAAAGAGCUGGCUGAGAAUAAUCACAUUUUGGAAAGAUUUGGUGAUUUGACUACGGAUGGUGGCCUGUGAAAUGUGGACUGUAUGUAGCUGUCAGAGGACAUGGAGAAGACUUGUAAAUUUUUUCAACGGGGAGAAAAAUACUCUUGGGACAUUUAAAGGCAGAUAAUACAUCUGUAUCCAGGUUUUUUUUCCCCUCUACAACUGUAGUAUUACAAAAUGUAAAUAUGUAUAAUAUGUAAAUAUAAAAGAAUAUAUCUUUUUUUGGUCAAUGUUAGAAUAGAAUUGCUCCUAGCAGGGAAUUUAGCCUCUUGGAGAAUCUCUGACAAAGUCCUAAAGGCAAAGGUGUUGUUGAUGGAAUUGACAUUUGUUUGCUUUGAAUAUUGCCCUUUUUUCAGAAUGCAAUUCAGUCUUUAUUCCAAGAGGACUUGCAGUGCUCUAAACAUCAUGAAUAGCCUUUAAAGGGUGUUUCAGAUUUCCUUUAACUGCCACUAUUAUUUUGGAGUCCAGCUGAAUGACUCUGAUCAUCACUGAAUAUGGCGACUGUUUUAAAUGAAAUCUUUUUAAAGAGGUGUGAAUAGGGACUAAAAGCACAGAUAGGACAGAGUGGAAAUGCAUUUUUCUUUCCUUCACAUCCAAACUGCUGUUCGCUUGUACUUGAGAAAACAAAUUACUGAUAUUUUUUUAAGUUCCUCUCUGUAUUUGGUGCCGUGUUGUCUAUAAUCAUUUGACUGCUCACUAUAUGGAAAUUUUGCACUCCACGUUGUUGAUACUAAACAUAAAAAUGCCUUUUUUAGAGUACAUAAUUUUCAGAAUUUCACCACAAGACAAGCAGUUUCCUAAAAUAAAACAGUUUUUUUUCAGA